UACUUUUUUGUCCAACUCCAAACUUACGACGAAAGUUCUAUUUGCAAUGAAUCGAUGAAUGUGAAUGUGUUUCAUUUCUUGGCAGGAAAUCAACUUUCAUCUCGUCAUUUCGUACUUACUUUCGGAGUUUCGGAACAAAAGUCUAGAGUAGUCUAGAAUUUCUAAUUAUAACCAUUCUGUGAUAUAAAAUUCGCGGAUCAGUUCACAAGUACGAUGAGUUUCUAAGUGCAAUUUGUUAAAGAUAAAUCUGUGAAAAAUGAAAUCUGAGCCGCAAUCUUCGGGACAAAGUUUCGAACAAUUGAAAGAAGAAGGUAAUGCCGCUUUCAAAAAUAAAAACUGGGAACAAGCUCUGAAGUGUUACACGCGAGCCUUGAAAGUGAGUGAAUCAGAAUCAGAUACGCUCGUUUGUCUGAAGAACAGAGCAGCUGCGUUGUUAAAGCUGGAAAACUAUGAAGAAGCUAUAGCCGAUACAACCAAGGUACUGGAUUCCUCUCCUAACGACCCGAAAGCUCUGUAUAGAAGAUGUCAAGCUCUGGAACAUUUGAAUCGUUUCGAAGAAGCGUACAGAGAUGCUCGUCAUAUACUUUUGGUUGACCCAGGUAACAAAGAUGUGCAGCCGGUGUUGGCACGUCUUUACCAAAAAGUUCAAGAAUACGCCAGACAAAAUUCCGAACUGAAUACGAAGAUAACGCAGAUGUUCAAUUACGCUUUUAAUUUCGACGAAGACGAAAAUAAACGAGAAACAGCUAUGAAUAAUAUUUUGGUAUUGGCCAGAGAAUCCAGCGGAGCUAAAGCACUCUUCGAUACAGACAUAGUGGAUCGAAUUUUCUCCGCUGUCAAGGUGGAGAAAAAUAUAGAUAUUCGAGUGUCAAUGUUCUACAUCCUGGAUGAGCUUUGCAAGAACAACGUUACUAGGACGAAAAAAAUGAUCACCACUUUAGGAAUACCUUGGUUCAUUGAUUUAUUGAACAGUAAAGAAGAUUCGGAAGUUCAAGCUUGUCAGAAGUGCAUACAAACCAUUAUAAAUUCCUUAAGUGGAUUAGACGGUAAAAAAGAUUCGUUCCCUUCCACCGAAGCCUGUGAAGAAAACAAGAAAGAAAUCGAUACGAUUUUAACUUGCUUAGUGUAUGCAUGUAAUAGUAGAUCUAUCACCGGUGUAGCUAGAGAUGCUAUUUUACAAUUGAUUUCUAGAAACGUUCAUUACAAAGCGAUCAAUUGGGCUAUGGAGCUAAUUGAAAUUAAAGGUUUACAAAGAAUUAUGGAAGUAGCUAGUGAACUGUCAGAAUUCAAGUACGAAUCAUCGAUGAACAUUACGGAACAUACUCGAGCAAUGGUAGCCGCAUGUUUAGCUCGUAUUUAUGAAAACAUGUACUACGAUAAAGCUAAAAACGAUUAUUUAGAGAAUAUAAACGAUUUCAUCAAGAGUAAAAUAAUUACCCCUGAUGAUGAAUCUAAAAUUAGAGUUGUUGUAGCCAUCACCGUGCUUUUGAGCGGUCCACUCGAAGUUGGUAAUUUCAUCAUGGGAAAAGACGGCGUAAUGGAGAUGAUUUUAUCAAUGGCCAAUAACGACGAUCCUUUGCAGCAGAAAGUCGCUUGCGAAUGUAUUGUUUGUGCUAUUACCAAACAAGAUAGAGCUCAGUUUGUUGUUAGCGCUGGAGUGGAUAUUUUGAAAAAAUUGUACGAAUCUAAAGAUGAAGCCGUACGUAUCAGAGCUUUAGUCGGAUUAUGUAAAACUGCCAGUGCAGGCGGCACCGACGCAUCAGUCAGAUUAUUCGCUGAUGGUUCGACGAAAAAAAUGGCGGAAGCUUGCAAGAAAUUUUUGAUUAAAAGCCAAGACAAAGAUACGAAACGUUGGGCUGCUGAGGGAUUUUCUUUUCUUAGUUUCGACGCCGAAGUUAAAGAAAUGCUAGUUGAAGACGAGCCAGCUAUUCGAGCCCUUAUCGAAGUUGCGAAAUCAAAUAUCGAUUCUGCCGCAAUUUAUGCUAUAGUCAAUGUUUUUGUGAACCUUUGCAACGCUUACGAGAAAAAAGAAAUCCUUCCAGAAAUGAUUGAACUAGCGAAAUUCGCCAAACGUCACAUACCGGAAGAACACGAAUUCGACGAUGAAGAUUUCAUCACAAAACGUGUCAAUAUUUUGGGCAAACUUGGUCUCACCAGUGCAUUAGUAUCGCUCUCAAAAGUAGACAGUGAAAAUUGUAAGGAAUUAAUCUGCCGCGUAUUCAAUGCAUUAUGUGGGCAGCAAGAACUUCGAGGUUUGGUUGUGCAACAAGGUGGCGUUAAAGUAUUGAUUCCAAUGUCAUUAGAAGGCACAGAUAAUGGAAAAAAGCACGCUGCACAGGCUUUGGCGAGAAUAGGGAUCACCAUGGAUCCGCAAGUUGCUUUUCCUGGUCAGCGAUGCAUCGAAGUCAUUCGGCCGUUCCUUCUCCUCUUGCAUCCAGAGUGCCCAGCGUUGAUGAAUUUCGAGGCAAUGCUGGCUCUUUGUAAUUUAGCCAGUGUCAGUGAAAAAGUUCGUGAACAUGUUUUCAAAGAAAACGGAGUAUCUAAAAUAGAAAGUUACAUGUUCGAAGAUCACCUAAUGCUGAGAAGAGCUGCAACUCAGUGCAUUACAAAUUUAUCCAUGUCACCCAUCCUUAUAAAGCAAUACGAAGGUGAGAACGAUAAGUUCAAAUUCUUGUUUCUAUUAACUUGUGAUGAAGACACAGAAACCAGCAAAGCUGCCGCCGGAGCGGUUGCUAUACUAACCUUGAAUAGUGAAAAAUGCUGUGACAAAAUAUUCAAGAUUAAAGACUGGCUUGAAAUAUUCAGACAAAUUCUAGCUCAUCCUGAUACUGAUGUCCAAUUGCGAGCUGUGGCAAUAGUAGAAAAUAUUGUAACUAGUAAAAAAGAUAACGCCGAAGAGUUAUUAAGUUCGCAAGUUAUGGAAAUCCUAAUGGCUCUGUCCAUAAUUCACGAAGAUGGCAAAGAAAAAGUUAGAGAAGCUGCUGAAAAAUGCUUGAAAAGAGCUGAAGAGCUGAAAAUUAUUAAAAAGCCAGACGAAGUUUCUGACGAAGAGUAAAUUAUUUGUUUGUAAUGUUAUUAAUUUAUUUUGUUGCGUUUAGUUUAUGUAUUUUGUAAUUUGUACUUCGUAGAAAUUUUAUGACAAUUUUCACAUUGACAAUACGUAAUGAUCAAUUUCUAACUUUUGUUUGUGAUUUUUUUUUUUUACUUUACUUAUUUAUUCAUUCUCAAUUCAUUUUAUUGUUAAUAAAAAUAAACUGAUCAUCGAUUUUUCUUCGUUUA
Molecule: messenger RNA, 3279 nt
Organism: Planococcus citri (citrus mealybug)
Lineage: Eukaryota; Metazoa; Arthropoda; Insecta; Hemiptera; Pseudococcidae
Gene: unc-45
Product: unc-45 myosin chaperone
Exons: 2
Coding region: 257-3055 (932 amino acids)
Cellular component (GO): cytoplasm
Molecular function (GO): Hsp90 protein binding
Source: RefSeq, a predicted model, not a curated record